Molecule: messenger RNA, 819 nt
Organism: Vigna unguiculata (cowpea)
Lineage: Eukaryota; Viridiplantae; Streptophyta; Magnoliopsida; Fabales; Fabaceae
Source: RefSeq, a predicted model, not a curated record
AUGGCACCUAGGCCUCCUCCUCCUCUUAUUCCUAACCCGGAUAGUUCUCACUUGCUGGGGGAGAAUCGAUCUGUAGCUGAAUCUUCCCAAGCUCCACCACCACGAGUACAAGAGUGGAGUUUGGAGGAUUUUCUUCAGCAUCACCCGUCUCGCUUCGAUGGCAAGACCACUCCAGAUGAGGCAGACCAGUGGAUGAGGGAUAUGGAACGGAUUUAUGAUGCCAAGCGGUGCCCAGCAGAAAAUAGGUUGGCUUAUUCUGAGUAUCUGCUAGCCAGAGAGGCUGUCCGUUGGUGGUCUAGCAUGAAGAUGAUGCUAGAAGACAGCAGGGAGACUGUCACCUGGGAGUUGUUCAAGAAGAAGUUUUAUGCUGAGUACUUCCCAGACAAUGUGAGAAACGCCAAGGAAGUGAAGUUCUUACAGCUGAUGCAGGGAGAGAUGUCAGUGUCAAAGUACGCUGAAAAGUUCAAGCACCUAGGCAGAUUUCACACUUUGAAGAUGGCUGAAGAUUGGCAAUGUAGGAAAUUUGAAAAUGGACUGAGAGGCGAUCUUAAACUCAUGGUGGCUCCGCUCUCUAUAAAGGAGUUCCCUGCUUUAGUGGAGAAAGCGAGGGUAAUAGAGAAACUAAAGGCGGAAGUUGAAGCUCAACAACGGUCUCAGCAGAAGGUGGGAGGACCAUCUGGGUCCACAAGCAGACAUGACGACAGGAGGAAGCCUUACUCUAGACCUCCGCCUCAAGGGUCCAGGAGAUUCCCACCUCAGCCACAUCCGCCCCAGUCAUAUCAGCAUCAGUCUCCUCAGCAUCACUCUCACAGACCAUAG